Messenger RNA from Gryllus bimaculatus (two-spotted cricket), 252 nucleotides. NCBI's taxonomy places the organism in Eukaryota, Metazoa, Arthropoda, Insecta, Orthoptera, Gryllidae. The record is from the annotation of a GenBank genome assembly.
AUGGCGACCGGAGGGACUGGCGCGGCGGGGCACCGCCCGCUCCGCGUCGCCCUGGCACCGAACCCCGGACGGCGCGUGGGCGCGCCCACGACUUGCUCCCGACGCUGUCCUCCUAGCCCGGAGGGCAUCGCGCGACCCCCGGCAGCCCCGCAGAGGCCGUCGGAGGCACCUGGAGGUCGCCCGCAGCCGGCCGGUCAUCGCCCGCGGCCGCGCGAUAUCCGACGAAAAUGGCGGCGCCCUAUCGCUUGGUAA